AUGGGAGGAGUUCCAAACACGAGCGGUCUCAUUGCCAAGGGCAUUCUUUGGUUUCUGCUAUUUUUCCUGGGAUAUAUGGAAGUAAAAGCAACGGAAUACAUUGCUCCAAGUUUAGAAUGCAGGAUGAGCUUUAACCUUACUGAGCUGGAGAACAAAAAAGUCUACGAAUAUCACAGCUACACGAACAGCUCUAAGCCAGGGACCAUUUUGGCCCUCCUCAGCAAGCGCGCCAACAGCUCGUCGAAAGAAGAGAUUGCAUCUAUGUACAAUAUCUCUACGGGAUGCUUGGCAUACUUGGAAUUCACACUGCCCGAGGUCGCUCUGUUUCUGCUAAAUACAUCUCAGUUUAAAGAUAUCACAUUCGAGGAUGUUGUCCAAGGUGUGUUUGUCUUUGAGGUGGAGACUGUUUUACGAAGAAUUUUUACCUGGCAAAAAGCCUUCAACACUUUCGGAGUCAAGGGGAAUGAAACGCUGGAAGAACUAGCCUCGAUACGGGAAGUGAGCUUGGAUACAACACCCAUUCUGAAGCUGUUCUUGCUUUUCGUAAAUAACGACAACGUUUUGCAAAUCAGUCUGUCAGCUUUUGAAUUUCUCAACCGGACCGCGGAAGAACUCGGGACCAUCCUGGCUGUGCCUGAUGCAGAUGAAGUGAAACACUACUCCUUUCUUCGCUUGAUAAAGAUUGCGGUGCUCGGUCAAGAUUAUGUCAGUGGGCUUCAAAUGAGAAUCCAUAUGGUGGGGCACUCGUUGGAUGUUUGGGUGAGCAAAAUUAAGGAUGACCUGGAUAAUAUGACAACUGUAUUGGAUCUGGUCCGUUCCAAAAUUCCAAUGAACUUACAUUACCUAACUGCAUUUCUGAUAGACGUGACCCCGAGAGACUUGGAUCUCUUAAAACUAACCUUACAAGAGUUUGCAGAAUUGUUGAAUAAGACAGUUAUGAAGUUUUACGAUUACAAAUUGUAUCCACAACUUGUAACGUUCAUCGUGAAGACGAGGAAAAACGUUUUUGAACUUAAUAGAGAGGCGAUGGAGGAGGCUAAACGUGAGGUACGAAAAAUAAUGAUGUCGUACAAUGUCACCGCUGAAGUCCUGAUUGAGUUUUUCAAUUUGACUGAGAUCAUCUUUCAUGACCUGAGUCCCCUCAGAAUUGAGGUCCUCUGCGCAAGAUACACCUUAGUACGUUAUGCAAACAAUUUAAAUAUGACCCUGGGUGAAGUCGCUGACAAACUCAACAAAACCGAAGCUGAAUUGUCCUAUAAUCUAACCGUUCAAGAAUUUCACGUGGUGAUUCGCAAACUGCUGAUAAUUCGCACGUUUGAAGCCAUGAGUCAGAUGUUGGGCGUAAGCCAGCACUUUUUGGUGAAUUCUCUUGACAUUCAAGUCCCGAUUUCGUAUCUGUCCAUGUGCCAACUUGAUUCCUUCCUUACUAAGACUAGACAAUCUGUGCUGGACUUAAAUGAAGUACUAAGCAACAAGACCUUGGCGUUUGUGUGCCAGAUCAAUGCCGUGCACGUUACCACCGUCUACAAAUUCACAAUUGAGCGAUUUAUCAUCGAAAUUCUGCACCUCGAUAUUCGCUACUUUUUUGCUCUCAAUGGCUUAACCUAUUCGUCAGACAACUUGGAAAUAGUCCGAAAAUAUCAUUUCUUUGAAUUGGAGCACUUGUUUCAGUUACGCGGCGAUGAUCCCAUGUACAGCUUUGUUAUAUUCCGUCACUCUCUGGUUUGGAUCAUCAAGCAUAUCAUCUAUCUUAAGAAGACAGGUAACAUUUAAUCUAAAAUAAUUCUAGAUAGUAACAAGUUUGCCUUCAGUUAUCAACAAAAUAGUCCAAUUGAAAUUUCUCCUUCGUUGAUACUUUUGUAAUUCUUCUUGCCAUAUUUAUACAUGGCAUCACAGACAAGUUAUAUGGAUGAAAAAAGAAAACAACAGUUAGGCAGAUUUUUUGGAUAAAAAAAAAAACAAAUUUUUAACUGAUCCCGAAAGAGCUGUAUGGAAAUUGAUGAGGAAAAUUAGUUCAGAGACCUUGGGUACUAAAGGUUUCAAUACAAACAGAGAUGCGGACAUGUCGAUGCAAACAAUUCCUCUAAAAUGGAGAUCUCUUUGAAUAAUUAUUUAAUUUGCUUUACCCUUUGUAAUGCAAGAUUAAUAUACCACUACACACUGCCGAGUAUUAGCCUACCAUGCUCCCCGCGUCCCACAAUAAGGUAUACAGUUUGGAUUGUAGAUAGAAACACCAACCAUGGUUAGAAUUUUAGUUAUUUUUUAUUUUACUUGUGCUGGGAGGAGACUUCCUUUUCUUCAUUCUAAGUUCUACGUCAACAACAAAGGGUUUUUGGCUUAUCUUUUUUUGUAAACACCACACGUCUAGUUUCUUUCGCUAUAAAUUAAGCACGUUUUGUCUAAUUCCUGUUUCACUUGUUUGCUUUUCAAAUAGACAUAAACGAGUGCCGCCAAAACUCAGACCGUUGUCCUUCCCAUUCGCUGUGCGUUAACCUUCCUGGAACAUACGAGUGCCACUGUCCCAAAAAUGGAUAUCGUGGAAGAUACUGUGCUGGUAAGCUAUAUUCAACAAUUAUUUACCAAAAUGGAGGUGAAUAGUGGUGGAUAUUUACCAAGCUGCGAAACCGCGCGGUAAAUAUCCACCACUUUCACCGACACUGAGGUGGAUAAUUGUCUUAGUAUAUACCACACAGAUACCAAAAUAAGAUAUAGAUUUAGCCAAGCCUAAAAAUGGAGCGCGCAUUUUUUCCCGCACGUCUCAAGGGCACAACUAGAACCCGGGUCGUCCGACUCGGAGCCCAGUGCACUGACCACUGGACAACUGAACAAAGCCGAGGCGUUGGCGUGCCCGCGGUACAGUUGACCAUGCAUGUCAAAAGUAGCACCUUGUACGGUCGCACGGUCGUACAUCCAAAUUUUUUCGGCUUGAUGGGUUACUACUAUUUUGUAUAAUUAUGGGGCUACGCUCUGCGAGCUCCGCUAUAAGUUUAUUUCUUUUAAUAUAAUGAGAUAUGGUCGGAAAUUUAAUCUUGACUCGCGAUUUUGUCUCAUCGGCUGCUUGGAGGUGAAUAGCAAUUACUAUCCACUUCCGAGCCAGCCAAUCAGCGCGCGCGAAGAGCACUUUUCGCUUGUGUGGUAUAUACCAAAUGUUGGUAUCUAACGUCGGGCUCGGUUUGGGGUAUGAGAGGGAGAGGGGUGCAACGGAAAUUGAAGGGGAGGGGGUGGUAAUAAGAUUAUCUUUCAAUAAAUGACAUGUCAAAGCAUUGUUAUGUAAUAUUUUUUACCACGAAAGGAUAAGAAACUGCAGAUUAUGGGUUAAUCUCGUUCCUUGUGUCAGCUAAUCCAACCAGUCUAAAUUGAAACGUCCAUUGCUAUACUUCCGUUUAGAGCAACCAGAGCAAAUUUGUUCCCUAAUAAAAAUGCCCUUGGUGAUGUUAACAAAUCCAAACUAUUUACUUUUCAGACAUAGACGAAUGCAAAGAGGGUUGUUUCACUUGCCCAGACAAUGCCGAAUGCAAAAACCUUCUUGGUUCAUAUGAAUGCCGGUGCGCAAAAGGAUUUCGCCACAAUGCCGACAAUAACACUUGUGACGGUAUGAUAGUUCUCAUGUGUUCUCUUCCGUAGUUGUAUCAUUUUGAUAUAGAGCGACCAUUUAGCCGAAAGAGCUGAAAGGGGUAAGGGGGGAGGAGUGGGGAGGAGCGGAGGAGCGUCAUUAUGACCUAUUGGAUGAAGUACGAGGAAUACACAUGCCCUGUAAGUCUGGCUACGUCUGUGACAUUCGAAACAUAAUCCUUCGCAGGUUUUAACAUUAUAUCUUCAAGGAGGUAAGUCUCUCUUUUAUUUCAAUUAGAAUUAUCAUUGUUGCUCUGCAAAAAUGAUUAGUUUUACCAGUCAUACCACUCGGUUAUCGAAACAGCAAUAAAAUGCAUACAGAGAAUUUAAAAAAAUAAAUAAUAGAAAUUUAAAAAAAAUAAAGUUAACGUCCCUCUGACUAUAAUAAAAUGCGAGUAGAAAUUAUGUUGAAUUUCCACAGAUUUUGACGAGUGUGAGAAGUUUUAUGACAACAGUUGCCUCUACAAUGCAGAAUGCAUAAAUACCCCAGGAUCUUACUACUGUAGAUGUCCAGAUGGAUACAAAUAUGACGAUCGUAAAAAAAGAUGCAAAGGUAAGUUGCGAUCAGUGGCUAAUAAUCUCCUCAGUAAGAUUAACUAGUGACAAAAUUGUUUUGGGGGGUUGGGGUGGUAAGGGUAUGCGCACCGGCACACGCAGUGUUGGCCUCACUCGGUUUUGAAUAUUCACACUAGGCGUGUGCGUUGAGUUUGUCACUGGUGUACUUCUGCUGGAUGUUUAUUCUGUAUGUUCAUAUAUUACAUCCAGAGGGAAAUAUUCAACGUUGAUACAUAGGCUUGUGGGCUCCUAAAUGUCUACGCAAAACAUACAGUUUUCUGUAUUUUUAACUAGGACUGUUAAUAGUUUCAGUUCAAAUUUUCUCACCGGAAAAAUGGAGAAAACAGAAUAAAAAGAAUUUUAUGGAUACGGAGAAAAUUGGCAAAGAAUUCAGUAGACUAGCUGCAUGUAAGAUGAAAUGAAGUGUCUUUGAAUCUGCAACAUUCAGCUUAGAUACAUCAUGAUGAGAAUCCAUGAUUUUUGUAUGGAAAUAAGCUCCAUUAAAUGGAGACACAAAGCUUUGAAUCUGUGUGAUAAUUCCAGAAAAUUUAUUUUUCUUCUUCCAGACAUUAACGAAUGUGAAGAGGAUCGCCAUGUUUGCCAUAGGAUUGAUAAAAACGCAGAGUGCGAGAACAAAUUUCCAGGAUUUGAGUGCAACUGUCGACCAGGUUUUGAGGCUGUUUACAACAAUAGUGUGGAUCCGAAAGUUCUGUUUAAUUGUACAGGUGAGUCCUUUGCUUGAUCUCUAAAGUAAAACCCCCAUUUGAACGUCUAACAAUAGCAUCACUCACAAUGGAGUUUUUUUCUGCAGCUCAGUUGUAGGGCAUCCAAACACAGAGUUCGAGUGCGGAAGUUUGAACUUCGAUUUCUCGUGGAGACUUGCUGAGACACUUCCUCGUUCUACGCUCGAGACAACUCAAAAACAUAUUUCUUUACAUCUUUACCUCAAUCAAAAUUUAACAUCUUUCAUAUUCUAUCUAUAAACAUGACGUCUCACCUUUGCUGAUUCUAGUAAUAUGCAGGACCCAAGUCACAUAUGGCUAAACAAAGCGUUACCUGUAACUCAUCAUUGAAUCGUGAAAUCCUAAGAUCAGGGUCCAGCUUGAUAAAGGCCGGAUAACUCGAUCCGAGGGAUAAAUCGCUAUUGAACGGAUGAUUUCUAACGUAACGUACUGUGCUAUCCCCGGAUAGAGAUUUAUCCAGUAGAUAGCGUUAUCCACGCUCCCGAAUACUGGGGCCCGAAGUUCAACUCCUCAUGGAGACUCUUCGGGCUCAGUGCAACUAAAGAGCAGCAUUGAUAUACGGACGAUCUGAGCAAUGAACUCCUUCCAGAGAUUUUAAGUCCCACAAAAGAUUAAAAUAUAUUUACUUUAUCUCCUUGUUGCAGUAAAACUUUUUGUUGUUUUAUCCCGUUGCAGAUAUCGACGAAUGUGCCAGAGGUAAUGCGAUAUGCCCUUUGAACUCUGAGUGUAUCAACACCAUUGGUGGAGCUAACUGCCGUUGUUUUCCUGGUUUCGAGAAGAGAAAUGGCAGAUGCAGAGGUACAAAUUAUUAAUUCCACUGUUUAAAUGCUAGUUAUUUGGUGAAAUAUAUGUGGGGAGAAUACAAAAAGUUGCAACAGCUCUCAAAGAUAAGCGAGAGGUAAACCCUUUAUACGGCGGUGACUCAUACUGAAAGCUGCCCUAGUUUAUCCUAUCCCGGUCAUCGAAACAAGAAGCGGAGAAUAAUGUAUUUGAAAUUGUUAUUUACCUUACGCAACAACUUCUUUUGGUUUCCUUCAAAGCUAAGCGAUUCAUCAUCGUUAUAUUGAUAUGGGUUCAGCCGAUCAGAUAUCGUCGUGUUCCAACCCAUAUCGAGGUGGCCAGCGGAUUCCCUUUCUUUGGUGAACUGUACAAGAACAUUUAUGUGAGUAUGGGUGUAAUAUUUAGUUAUGUAAAAUGAUAUCACCCUAAUCUAUUUAUUAUUUCUUUGAUUAGUCAGUGAAAACUGUAGUGUUAUAGACAUUAUUUAGUUUGCCAUGUUUCAGAACUAUUGAAGAGUCUCGACUCAAGCUUAAGGCUAAUUAGUAAAUAAACCCCUUCUGCCGGCUGGUAUGUCGGCUGUUAUUGUCUGCGGCUUAGAUGUUGUCCGAAAAAAAAUAUUUGGCCAGGAAACGAAGCUUCGAGGGAAAAUAUGAAAUUUUUAGGACAAUCUCUCAGUCAAAGGAGUUUCUUUAUUUCAUAACCUUUCAAGUAAUUUUCAUAUCGUGAGUUGACAGCAAAUUUGCUGACUUUCUUUUGCUUCCGUAGCAGCAUUUGAGAUCAGCUUUAUAAAUUCAACUAUCACUGGACUCUACAAAACGAGUUCAAAGUGAAACUCUGGCGCUGGCUUUGUUUCUUUUCAAUGAAAAUGGUCGAAGGAUAAGCAUCAACGUAAACGGGGGUUAUAUAUUACGUGAUAAUUGUUGGGCGAUUUUGUACCACGUGACGUAAAGUAGCCGAUAGCAACGCGCGAAAGUUCGUGGGUGGAUUAUAAAGGGCGUUAUCAUUCCACCUCAAAAGUGAAUAAAAGUAAAGCCGGCCCGUGAGUUUAAUGGUGCAUACCACAGGAGCUGAUACUUGUUUCUGCAGCAUGUUGUUUCUAGAAGUAAUGCUACUCCUCCUGGUUGUGAUACAAGUCCAUCGCAUUUUAUAUUCAUCACACAAAUUUUAUUUAUUUAUGCUCCUGAGGGAGACGCCACCGAGAGAUUUAUAUUAUCUAACAAUGCCUCUCUCGAAAAAGUUUUCUCAAUUAAGCAAUAGAAAGACUCAAUCAGAGCGCACACAUUGACCUCUCGACCCAGUGGCUUUUAGAAACUACAAACUACCGAACAAAGAAUUUAAUUUAAGUUAUACCCACUGAAUAUAAUCAUUUUUUCCUCGUGUAUAAGCUUUCGCUCAGAUGCCUUUGAACAAUAAGCUUCUGGACGGGGCCUAUCGCGUGAUACCUAUCUUAUGCAUAAGUCUUUUUUAUCCAACGAGGCGUAGGUCACAUUUAAAUUAAUAAAUGCUCGUAAUAUUCUGAUACCAAAACUUAAACGUUACCAGCACCUACCGCUUUUCCUCAAUUUUUGAAGCAAAUCUGUUCCACUCUUUUAAGGAACACGUAUUUUAUGUGUACAACUUCGAAAUAUUUUUUUAAAAUGAGACGAUGUGAGCCGAUAAUUUUUAUCGUAAAUUUUGUUUUGAGCAGAUUUACCAUAAUGGCUUAAUUUCUAUUGGCAAGCGCUAUUACCGUUCUGAACCGAAGAGGCUGACCAGCCUGAAAAAGAAUGUCAUUGCUGUAUUUUGGGCCAAUACAGAUAUAGUUACCUUAACUACAAGUAUCACUUACCAAGUUGUGGACCGCAGCACAUCGGAAUUCAGAGAGGUAAUGUCUUGUAGGUAAACGAGAAGCUAAAGCUGUAGGUAUGUUACAUACGUUUACAUUGAGAUGUCUUACUAUAUCACAAACGCCACCUAACAAACAAGCAAAAUUAUUAGGAUCUGAAAAAAAAUGUUUUGUUGCUGGAUGUUGCCUAGUUAAGGCCUUGAUUCAGAGUGAAAAAUCCUUCUGGCGUUACGUCGAUUGAUGCAAAGGGCUGACACUCCAAAGCGGAUUGGCUUAACUUCCAACCAUUACUGUCUCUAUAAACCAAUAGUAUUGUGCAUAGUUAAGUGGGACCCUAAGGAUGCACGCGAACUUGUCUUUCUGGUCUAAAAAAAUCAGUUGCAAACAGUUAAUAAGACAUCCUGGUAUGUUCCUAAAUUCCUUGAAAACGCGAGUGUAGAACAACGCUUUCCGCUCUCCCCUAUUAAAAGAUCUUCUCUAUUCCCCUGCAGAAUUUUAAUAAUGAAUUUUAACUUUUUAUUGUUGGGAAUUUUGCAGCAACUGGACAAUACCUCAGCUCUGCUGAAAAACUGCUCAGGGCUUACCGAGUUCAACGCAACAUGGAUGUUGGUGGUAACCUGGGAGAGAGUUUCACCUUUUGCACGGUUUAGAAUUUUUUCGUUUCUCUUCAAUCCAUACACCGAUGAGGUAAUUAUCAUGAUAGCUGUUUUGUUUUAAAAUAGAAAAGUUUCAAUUUGUGUGCAGGAAAUAAUCCAGCUUAGCCGUGUUGUUCAAAACACAAUUAUCCGAACCCUAUAUAGUGUUAUACAGCUUUGCAAAGGGAUUUUUCUUUUGACACGAUCAUGAUCUUGAGAUAAAACGUACCAAAACCCUAACUGUUAUUCGUGCUCUUCUGUAUGAAGAAUGUAUUUAAAGUCUUUCAUUUUGCAGAGUUUAAAAGGACCUCAGUUUCCGUACACCAAUCCAGGCGGAAAAUAAUUCCAAUUGUAAUUAAGUUUUUUUCUACACCAUAUUUUUGAAGUUAAAACAUUGUUACUCGUGAUCGCGUGCAUUUACGAUACUUUAAACAUUCUUCUUCAGGAAAGCUCUUAUCAGGCUGUUCUCAUCACCAAUGGAACCUCCUCGUACGUUAUCUACAGUUACGAAGACGGUGGAAUGAACUGGGAUCGAAGGCUACGACGAAAGUGCGCUGUUGGUUACGCAACGAAGGACAAAAAGUACAGCUUUGAGGACGAAGACUCCUUUGGUGAAAAUAUCUUCCAGAUCGAUUCUAAAGAAUUCGAUGUCGACGGAAUUAAAACUCGUGGGACAUUCUGCAAAUCUUUAAAUGCCCCAGAUGAGCCUAUAGAGUUAACAAACGAACAGAAGUGUAUGAACUGGUACAAUGAAGAGCCUGACCCCGAAGACUGGCUUGAAGAACUGACCGACUGUCCUGCAACUUUUAGAUCUGCGCGCCAGGACAACCGUUACAGGAGAAUGAGCUCAUCUGCUGGUAGUCGUGGUGCAAGAAUUGACUGUUACGAGCUUAGAUUUCCCACAAGUGUGUUCGGUGCGAGUCACCAGUGCUGUUAUCUCGCUCGUGGAGAAAGAGGAAGAAGAAGUGGAAGAGGUGCGUUUGUUUCAAAGCCGCCUCAAGCUGGAAGAGCUUACAGGUUUGUAAAUUAGAUGACUGAAUUUAAAACAGAAAGGCAUGAUAAAAAUGGACCCAGUUUAGUCAGGACAAAUCAGAGAGAUUUUUCCGUUGAUCAGUGAAAUUCCAGAGGAAGUUAUUUUUUUAUUUUGGCUAUUACUGUCUCACCAGGCAAACGUGGCCUGGUCUAAGAGUUAAAGAGUGAGAGUAGCAGAAACCUGUAUCCUGCGUCCUUGUUCCACAUCUUAAAAUCUUCAUCCUAUAUUGCAAGAUUUCUGAUCUCGCAUCCCUGCAUCUCCUUGCACCCGCGACUUGUCGCAUCCGGUUCCCUCACUCCUAACCACCAGCUAGGGACCAGUCCCUAUGGCAGGGGGGGGGGGGGGUUGUAGGAUUUUAGGGGGGAAACGGAGGGGGAUCAUUUCUCUUUGAGGGAAAUUAUAGAAAUUUGACUGAUGAGGGAAGAUCGUUAGAAUACUACAGAGCCCAGGGUGGGAGGGGUGGGGGAAGGGGGUGGAAGUAUCAGAUUUAUGUUCUUGUGACACAGCUACAAUCCUCCAGUCCCCUUAGGCCAUAAUAACGACUUGUUUUCAAAAGACACAGUGUAAGGCAUGUUUUGUUUUCAUUUUUUAAUUUCUCAGAUAUCAUUUUCGCAAUCGAGCCAUGAGGCAGAAAGGUGACAUCGAACCGUUUGAGGUUUGCUGCGGCGAAGGAGAGUCACUAUGCAAUUUGUUUUACGAGAAGCGACCGCUGACUACCGCUGCUAGUGCCCCCGAAUUUCCGCAGCCGUGCUCGUGCAGUCGAUUGGCGGGCGGCUGUCGUCGGAGACCAUGCCGACCACGCCGUCCCCGAAUUCCUUGGCUACGAAUUACUAUCGGUAGGGAUGUUUUGAGCAUAAAUGAAUCACAAAUGACUGUUCAGAAUUUUCAUCUAAGCUAUGCACACUAAACCAUAUUCAAGGGAAAUUCAGGUUGCACAAAGGCUGUUAUAGUUCAAUUCGAUUAAACCAAAGCAGAGGAAAAUUUGGAAGAUAAAAUAACAUGAGAAAACAUGAGAUAUGUUGGACACUUUUUAAUCAUUUACAAUUUUAACGUUUAGAUAUUUGGUGCAAGUCUUGCAGUCUUGAGUUUGUUAAAUUGUUUAACUUGUUUCCUCUAAGUUUUGCAUGCAUCAUGCAUCAAGGGAUUCAGGAAAAAAUGACAGAAAGAUGUUUUUCAUCUUGUCUUAGUGAAAAUGUGUCAGAGCUCCAUAAUUGGACUCACCUAAUUUUGACCAGCGUAACAAUUCUUUUAAAUUCUUUAUUCCAGUUAGCUUCUGGGGAGACCCGCACUUGCUUACGCUUGACGGCUUUCAGUACACCUUCAACGGCCUCGGAGAUUAUGUAUUGGUUCGGACGCGGGAUCGUUCGCUUCACCUUCACGCCAGGACAAAAAGGCCAACAACGACCGAGGGAGGACUGAGUAACGCAACUGUCAUAUCGGCUCUCGCUUUCAAAACCAGAGACAGUGACAAAGGGCAGAUUGUGUUUGACGACUCUGUCCCUGGCAACCUCAGCUUUACCAUCACAGGAAUGGACGGUUCCUGUGAGAAUUUCACCAUUUCUGAUUUUGACGAGGGUAAAGAUUUCACAGGAAUGUCGAUCGAGAGAAGUACCAUCAACAACAAAACUGCCAUCAUAUCGUUCCCGUCAGGCCUUUCGAUCGAGGUGUCCCCAGGCUUAGAACUUCUUCAACUGAGUGUCAAGGCGCCUAGCGAUAUGAUGAACAAAACCGAGGGACUGCUGGGAAAUUUCAAUGGCGACAAGACAGAUGAACUGAUAUAUCCCAAUGGUACUAUGAUACCGAGUAAUUCUACAGAGCAAGAGAUAUUUUCUUUGGGACAACAAUGUAAGUCUAACGUUUACAUGAACGGCGUAGGGAAAACAUUUCUGUUAUUCACACCAUGAAAAUCAUGGUUUGUUUGUUUGUUUGUUUUUUCUUACAUAGUAAAAUUAAAUGUGAGCCAUAAAUGUUUACACCUUCUGUGAUCACAAAGAGAACUGGGCAACAAGGAUCACCAAGAAAAUGUUGUGAAAUUAAAUUGAAAGGGAAGUCUUCGGUGAGCGUUACGAGUUCAAAGAUAUAAAGUGAAACUGGUCGAUAUUAAGGGUUGACGAUAAAAAACGAGAACAAGUUUUUUUUUCUACCUUUUUCAUCUUCGUUCCGUUUUAUCUCAAAAUGAUCAUUUUUUUCACCCUCACGUCUAUGAAAAUGCCAAGUAUUAAUAGAUUAAAUAACGAACUAGAACUAAUUACAGCACAAAAAUAGACUUAACAGUUAAUUGCAUGUACAAUUAUCAAUACUCAAUAAACGAGCAACUCUAGAAAUUGUUCACUCUUAUAAAGCAAAAAUUACAAAUGUUAUGGAAGGAGGGUCUCAAUGGGGCCAUAAAAAUGAACUUAUAUUAAACGUUAGCCGAAAAAUGCCCAAAACUUUAACCGUUAGUCGUAAAAGCCACUACCUCACUGAGACCCUCAAAGAAUCCAAACACAAUUUUUGUCAAGCUGAGAAUACCCUCUGAUCAUGAUUAAUGCUUACUCAUUAUUUUUUGUUUCUCCGUCUUGUUGCCAUCAGGGGUUGUUCCACAUGACGAAAGAUUAUUUGUAUCCUCCAACUGUACACUGCAGAAUGUGUCGUUUGACGACAUGUUUGUUCCUGCCUUCUUGAACCUGUCUGCUGUUACGAAUGAGAUCAGAGCGAUCUGUGGGGACAACAGAGAAUGCAUCUUUGAUGUGAUGCAAACUGGUAACAAAGAGCUUGGACAGGAGACCAAAGGAUUUGAAGAAGAAGCCGAGGCUGCCAAAGCAGAAUUAGGUAAUAAGAAAACAAGAAAAAAAAAAGGAAAUGUCAUUAUUUUAAUAAUGUAUAAUUUCUUAUCCUCAAGCUUAUAAAGACUGGGAGUAAUUCAUUGAAACUUGAAUGCAUUCCAGCUUUAUUUUUCAAUACUGUGGAUAGGGAAAUAAGGCGGAUCUAAGGGAUUAGAACGGAUAGGAGAAAUUGUUUCAAAAACGCAAGUCACUCUUUGCCUCACCUACGAUGAAAAUUUACUUUUGCAGGGGUGUCCCCUUACAACAUUCGGGAAGAAUUUUCUAUCUGAUCAAUAAGCUUUAAGCUUCGAAUGACAUGCUGUUAGUGGUGUCAAAAAGAAGGGAGGGAGGGAGGGAGGGACGGGGAAGUUUUGGUCUUCUUACCCCUUUCUUAGGCCAACCAAUGGGGCGAGAGCGGGUGGGGGGUUGGAUCUAUUUUCUUGGAAGGUUGCUAUGAUGGAGAAGAUCAAUAAUAAAGCAAAUGAAACACUUUUUUUUCUCUUCCAGAAAACACUCCUCCGAAUAUUACAGGACCAGUUGAAAUCAGCGUAACUGUGAAUCAGAUGACGAAAUUUAACCUAAGCGUGUUCGAUACUGACAACGAUGACGUCACGCUGGAGGCUGAAGAAUUACCUGAGGGGGCAUCUUUCACUUUUAACGCUUCAGAAAAUGUCGGCCAUUUCGUUUGGACGCCUGUCAAUGCGUCUAACAUCACGUUAGAAUUUGUUGCCACGGACUCCAAAAAUGACACAUCUGUUCAUCCCGUUGUAAUCAACAUGUGUAGGUGUGAGAACAAUGGAACUUGCGACUUCACGGAGUUUGUUGGAGAUGACAAUGGCGCCUUUCGCAUUGUGGGAUGUAACUGCAGUGAUGAAUUCGAGGGUGACUUCUGUGAGAUGGAGGUACUUGACGCAUGUGCAGAUGAUCCCUGCGCCGAUAACGUGACAUGCAAUACCACAAGGAACCCAUUCGGGUUUAAAUGUGGGCCCUGUCCUCCAGGUUUAACCGGCGAUGGUGAAAACUGCUUCGGUAAGAGGUGUUUUUUUUUUCUUGUUUUUGCCAUCAGGUUAAACUGAGAAAGGACUUUGAUGUAUCGUAAAUGGGUUAGGGUUCGUAAAAUUUACGUCAGCAAAAAUUCCGUAGAGAAGGCUCAUUUGAAUUAAAUUAAGAUCAAAAAGUUGUUCAAAUAUCAUCUUAAUUGCACCUAGUCAGGUUCAACUCGUAACUGUCCACCAUCCACCCCUAACAAUACAAUGGCUUGUCCAAAAACUCUCCUUUGCUGAAUGCAAUAAAAUGAAUUUACCACACAUCCUUAGAGAGCUUUCUUUUUUUACUCAUUUGUUAUAGUUUUGAUCAGUUUGCUUUUUUCUUUGUUUAUUUUUAGAAUUUGACGAGUGUGCAAAUGAAAGUCUAAGCCAGUGCAACCAGACCUGUGUGAAUACGUUUGGCAGUUUUAGAUGUGAAUGCAAACAGGGUUAUACAUCACGUGAGGAAGGAAGAAUCUGCGAAGGUAUUUUCAAUUUCAAUUAAAAGUUCAAUUCAAAGAAACACUAUUAAACCUAUGCAAGAUGGCUUCUGGCACAUAUCGCUGCAACAGGUUAAGUCCUUUUUCAAUCGAGAACUCGGUAAUCAUUUCACUUUUCUCGCAGUGGUCUCGAAUUUGAGCAAUGCGGUCUCUAUAAAGUAUGAAAAAUUUCCAAGACAUUUGAGAUUAUUGCUGAAAAAAUUUCAUUGCUUAAAAUCACUUGGAUCCAUGAGUACGAUUGUGGCCCUUUUCAAAACGUUUUUUUCGAUAUGCUUGAAACCUAACUUGUUUCUGAAAUUGGGAAAGUUUUUUACACCACCACUGGCACUGCUACUUUCCUCAUCGAAAUUCGCAUCUACAAUUCCGUAAAUGAAGUGCUAAAUUAAAUGGAGUAACUGUGAUUGUAUUCUUUAGAUAUAGACGAAUGCCAAGAUGCAGGCAACCUUAACAACUGUUCGGAGAAUGCAUUAUGCACCAACUUACCAGGUGCAUAUAACUGUACGUGUCACCCUGGCUUUGAAGGUGAUCCAAUGAAAAACUGUACAGGUACGGUGAAUUGCAGUGGUGGUUAACUUAUAAAUGAGUAACACUUAAACAUCUGAGUGUUGCCUUUUUCUGAUAAGAACUAAAGAACGACCAGGUUAACAAUGAAGGAAAAAGACCAGAAAGGAAAAAAGAAAAUAAAAAGGAAUACGAAGAAAAAGAAAACUGGAAGGAUUAAGAACAAUGAGCAUGUGCGGAGGGACGACGGAUGAGAAGAAGAAUCUUUAUCGAUAAUAAAGAAGAGAAGAAGGAAAGAAGCCAGAGAGCGAAACAAGAGUAAAAACAAGAAAGAAAACACGUAGAGAACGACUAGAUAUCCUAGAGAGGUUAAGAAUAUUCUAACCGACGACGGAUUUUGGCAUUUAACGACUAAGAGAGUAAUAAUGUUUGUGAAUGCAUGAAUGAAUGAAUGAAUGAAUGAAUGACGAUUAAUAAUAACGAUGUGAAAGUAAGUUGUAAUUGCACUCCUCUCUCCAAAGGAACACAUAUCGGUUGAUUCUCAACACAUAGUUUUAGAACAACUCAUCAAUUAAAAUUGAAAUAGAAUGAAUAUUUAAAAUGCAUACAAUAAUUACUGUUAUGAUAAUAAAAAAUAUAUUAAUGCGAAUCCCUUCUCCUGCAGAUAUUGAUGAGUGUACUAACGGUGUGGCACAGUGCUCUCACAUAUGUCAUAACAAGCCAGGAUCCUUUGAAUGUUCCUGUCUAGAUGGAUUCAAACUUGCCGCUGAUAACCAAACCUGUGAUGGUAUGUAUCUCAACGAAUACGAACAUCUCAGUUAGAGUCAAUACUGAAAAGAAUUGCGAUUGAUUGCUCGCAGGUCCGUCAUGCACUUUAAGGGACGCUGGGCCCAAUGGUUUGCGCGCCGGAUUUCAGAGAGAGAAGUCUGGGUUUGACCCGUGGACGGGUCAUUGUCUUGCGUUUUUCUGUUUUGUUCACCUUGUUUUCAGUGGGUACUGGGAAACUUCAACAAGAGACCUUAAAAAAUGCUGGUGGGUGGGCGCGAGGGUGGGGUAGGCGCAAACCGUAGUUUUUCGGUGAAAGAAUGUUUUUAAUUCCACACAGUUUUCCUAACUUUGUUUGAUCCUUGAAAAUGUAUUGACCGAAAGUAAUUUUCUUCUUUUUAGAUAUAAACGAAUGCGAGGGCAGCCAUAAUUGUGAACACAUGUGCGACAAUCGCAUUGGAUCCUACAUCUGCAAAUGCCCGCCUGGUUUUGAACUGAAUGCGGAUAACGUCACGUGCAAAGGUAGAGAGGUCUUUUGCGAUGUAGAAUUGCUUGUAAAAGAAGCUUAAAUGGUGUCCCUUUUUAUUCCAGGCAUUCAUGAAGUUGUCGGAUGCCCGCAUUACGAAAUUAAACUCGCACUCCUAUUUAGAAACACGUUUAUCGUGUUCUAUUUGACAAGCAAGCAAGAAAAUUUAUCAUCUCUUUUUUUUUAUUCCGCUGUGAACUAUCAAGAUCUAAAAGCAUCUUCUCCAAUCUUUCGCCUACAUUGUUUUUGUCAGAAGUUGAAUUAAUUCAAGUUCAGCUUUUUAAGCUGAUUUUACGUCCACGUAAUCCCUGCGUUCGGUGCUCUUAAGACAUGUUUCAAAAUUGUCCGUGAUUUUUAGAAAUAUGCAACCAAUAUAACAGUACAUCGCAUGCCCUCAUGUGGAUACGAAUUUAUUUUCUCAUAUUGAUGACGCCUCUCACUUGUUCGCUCACUCUUGAGAGAUACAUGUACUAUAUACACUCGAGGAUAAACUCGUAUCCACGCGCGCCCGUGUAAUAUGCUCUCCCUAAUUUUGUUUCAUUACAUUCACAGUGGCAGAGGCCAGCGCAUGUGACGCAACAAAUGGCGGCUGCUCCGAUACCUGCGUGAACAGAACAGGAGAGAUCACGUGUUUUUGCAAUGCUGGUUACAAUCUCACAGCUGAUGGAAAGACGUGUGAAGGUAACAGCAAAUUGAUUGCAAAGACGUAAAUCUGCGAUCGUAACGAUUACACGCCUCUAAGCAACUUAAGCGUAAAGAGGAAUUAACUAACGUUGUGUCGGUGUCCGUUGCUAGAUAUCAACGAGUGCAUGAUGGGAAACCAUGGCUGUAGCGUCAAGUGUCUCAAUACUAACGGUAGCUUUACAUGUGGAUGUUACCCGGGAUACGCCUUAGCCGGGGAUAUGAAAUCUUGCAGAGGUAAAAUAUAUUUUUCUUGGCUAUUUUAUGGCUGAACUCAUCCGUCUUUCUCUCCUAAGUUCCUUCUCCUUAAUAUCCCAGAACAAUCUUGACGAAUUUUUCAUAGGGUAUACUCUCAAAAUAUUAUGUGGGGAUGCAUAGUACUCGUUUUUAAGACCCUUACCCUACUACAAAAAUUUUUCGAUUGUCCAUCUUCUAUUCCAGACCUGAAACCUUCUACUUCAAACCACACUCUUGGAACGACACCUUCCCUAUUUCAAACCAGAUUGACAUGUAAAAUCCAUUAAAUCUGUUGUCUGUUUUGGAUGCUUCUUUCCAGUAGAUCACGUGCCUUAUGCCGACCCUGGUCCAAAAUAAUUUACUAAUAUGUAAUCUUUAUGAAAGAGAAUCCUCUCCUCGGGAAAUUUCGUCAGUUUUUCUUGUUAUUAUCAAUACAGACGUGAAUGAGUGUGAUACUCCCAGCCUUAACAACUGCGGCCAAGUCUGUGAGAACAGUAAUGGAUCUUUCACGUGUUCCUGUGAUGAUGGUUUCACCCUUGAAUCUGACAACAAGACCUGCUCAGGUAUAGAAUUAUUAUUCUGCGCCGUAGAAAAGUCAUCAUAAGAUAAGUGCGCAUGCGUAAUUUGCCUGUCGUGUAACAAGACACCGAGGCAAAGUAAGUGCGCAUGCUCUACGCACCUAAGGCGAUUCCAUCAUUUAGGGCAUUGCGUUAUUUCGUUGUCUCCACCAUACGAGUUUCUCGUCUUAGAUAAGACAUUAUUCCCCAAGUUGGAUUAUUUUUAGAGAAGGCGAAAACAUGAACCUUAAGUGCUUCGGUAAUGUAACAUCGUAGGUAUAACAUUCGCACACACGAACGAUUCACGCAGAACCUCGCUUCAAGUUACGUAAGUCACGCGGGUAAGGAGAGAGUCACCAUCCUCUUUGUAAUUUAAUUUUUUGUUUAAUGAUACCAAAAACUCUUACAUUUCAGAUGUUAACGAGUGUACCGCCAGCAGCACACCUUGCAAUGCUGGUGUCUGUACCAACCAGCCUGGCACAUUCCAAUGUGUGUGCCCGCCUCCGACAUUUUAUUCUGAUGGCGAAUGUAGAGGUGAGAGAAAACUCUUAUGAGUGACUUGUAAUGCCUUUGUAACUUAGUUUUCAUAAAAUGCGGAAAUAUUACGACUUAUAAUCACACAUUCAACUCUUCAUUAAAACUGUUUAGGCUCGAAAGCUGACCUUGGAAAUUGCUAGCAACUCGACUUGAACCACCAAAAGCCUUUUAUUCGCGCCUCAAUUUGUCAAAGAUGAGUGGGAAAAUGAUUUGAGUAAUACUUAUCGACAGGCAACAAACAAACUGAACAAAUAGUGCAUUUGGUAAAUAAAAACAAACAAAACGUCCUAUUCCGAUACUUACUACGCUACUCUGCGUAGAGAAGAUUUAGACUUUUCACACUGUUGGAAAACAUUUUCGAUUUCGUUUCUUUGUCAGAUGUGCGUGUAUUCGUUUUUGUUGUGACAUUGAUUCGAGUGAACACCAAGAGAGUUGUGUGGCAGGAAGACCUGGCAAAUCCUGAAACAGUCGCAUUUGGUCUACUGGCCAGGAGAGUCGAGCUACAGGUUAGAAAACGUGAUUUCUGUUCACCCUCCGCUCUGAACCCGCGGAGAUCAACUCCUAAAGGAUAGGUGAUCCUUAUUUCAGUUCCUGGGUGAUUUUACGUCUUCUAUUUGUCCCUACAAAGUCCUUCUCAGAGCCGUCAUGGUGUCAACAGAGUCCAGACCCCAGAUGUGAUUAGGCAACGUUGCGAUAGCAUAGUACAUAUCUGAGAGUUACCUUUUUAGGAUGAUAGCGAUUAAAGCUUUCUUCCCGGAGCCUUCUUUCUAACUCGAUUGCAUUAAAAUGAACAUCCAAAUGAAAACAAUAAUGGUAAUCUAUGCGUCCAAUCAUCAGCUUUUUCUAUUUCCCUCGCAGAUAGACGACUACUACAGGCGCAAAAGCAGGUUCACCAAAAAAUUUGUAAAAGCUAAAGUCAAAAGAUUCUGGUUAGUAUGGAUAGUCCCACUUCUAACUUACGACUGCCUUUCAGUGUGUCUAAAUUGCCUCACAAAAUACUAAGGCACACAAUGAUCUGACUUAUGUUAGGAAAGGAAGUGUUCUCGCCGAUGUUGACCUUACUUUUGCCGAUGAUGCGACGGAUAUUACACCAGACGCUCUGAAAAGUGACUUGCCCACGUCAGGGGAGAUGGGAAAUAUGAGCUACGAUCCAUCGAACGCUGCAGUCGGAGGUUGGUUCAGGGUUCUUACGUUUUAUCCUAUAAAAAUGACCUCGGAAAGCAUUUGUGGGACUCACAUACUGCCACGGGUAUAUUAUGUUAACUACGGUCAAACCGGGGAAUCAUGGAUCUGAAAACCGAGAACAUUUUAAUUAUAUACUGGAUACUACUUGCGUUUCUUUCAUGAUCAUUAUUAGGAUUUUCUUCUAAAAGAGCUUUAAGCGGUUGUUACUGAAAACUGUGUAAUAUUUGGCCGACCCAGAUCGCCAGCGAAAAACAAGUUCAAGACGAGGGGUGUUAUUGGCGAGAGACUGCUGACAAAAGAGUACUAUGCCUUUUCAGGCUCAGUUGGCACUGACUGAGAAGGAUAGACUAAAAGAAAGGUUUUGAUAUGUAGCUGUUUCCAAAAAUUAACUCGCUAGGUUUUCAGUGUCUUUUCGUUUUGGUAAUACAGUAACACGGCAAAAAAACUAGCGUUCGCCGUACGGAAAACGAAGAUUGAAUUCACGGAAAACGCGGCAUUUUACAAACGUUUGUUUCAUGUUUUGCGUACAUGUGUGACUGAUGUCGAUUGUGCAUUUGUUUCACUAUUCAAAAUGUCUUUUAAGCGUCGCCUCAUGUGAUAAAAAUAAGCUAUGUUACUUUUCUCCUUUUUAUAUCAGAUUUCAAUGAAUGUAAUGACAAAGCAACGCAUAAUUGCCAUAUCCAUGCCACAUGCAUCAACAAACCAGGCUCAUUUGAAUGCAGGUGUAAGGAGAAAUACAGCGGAGACGGAGUAAAGAAUUGUGGUGAGGUUGAAACCAAAUUUAAUGGAGAGCAAGACAGUUCGCUAUAAGUUAAACUCUAAUUCUUUAAUGGGACGAGGCUAUCACUCUUAUUUCCUUUGGUCGAUGUUACCACACUUAGUGAAAUCUGUUAAUCGUCGCUACUUAGCUCUGUAUGCCUACAACUUCAGUACGAGUACUGUGGAUUUCAUUGUUUUUUUGUUUUAAUUUUGAACCCGAUUGCAGUCAGCACAUUAAUGUCCUCGUAAAGUUUGAAAAAUUAAAUGAUAAACACCAAGCCACCUUAAAUUACUGCAAAAUAAAAAUGAAUAAAGCUCAACAACUUUCUAUUUUUUUUUAGAAUAUUCUCCGGAACCUGCAGAUGACCCAGGUGUGUUUUCAUGUUUGUGGCAAUUUUAGAAUGGUUUGUCCUAGCUGAUACAUUUUUCUUGCACAGUUAGGUGCACAGUUUUGUUGGUGACUGAUGGCUCAUAAACCAUUCGAACAAAAGUCAUCUAUAGAAUAAACAUUUAUAUCCGCACAGACUUUGCUAGUUUCAGUUGAUAUAAACCUUCAGUUCAAUGCAAACGAUAACACUGUGUAAAGCUCUUGCUCAUAGUUUUAAUGGAAACGCGAUAGGUUGGCCAAAUGAGGCUCCAACCCGAAAUAGACAUAAUUUGAACAUUCUGUGUUCUCAUGUUGGAUGCGUUACUCAUACAUAAAGUACGUUUCUCCAUCCUAGAAAACAAAUUAAGAGGGUGAACCGGGAAGGAAACUUGACGAGGGUGUAUACGCCGCAGAAAUCACGACAAGCUCGAUCUGUGAGAUGUAGUUUGCGAAUGACAUGUUUUACAUAUAAUCUCGUUGUGACUCUACAUUUAUAUUUCCACAGAUGACAACAAGAAUAAGAAACUUGGAAUCAUAUUUGGCGUUAUCUUCGGCGUUGUAGUCCUCCUCAUCAUUGUUGCAUUAUUCUUCCACCUCCGAAAUAAGUAAGUCAUUUGCAAUUGGAUUGUCCACAACCACGAGUGCAUACAUUUUAUUCUAUUGUUUAUACGUGAAACGCAAGAGUUUUUUGCGAGCUUUGCGGUAUCAACGCGAGCCCUGAAAAUGCGUGGCAAAUACAGCUGGUGAUCACAGAAUCUGCACGCAUUAAAUGGCGAAAGAUGUAAUAAGACCCUAAGAAAAGGUUUAGUCGUUGCGGCUUUUGAUCAAUGUCAGUGAGCAACUGCGCUCCUACCAUUUCCCUUACCCAACAACAGUUAACUGUUAGGUAUAAUGUUGGGUUAGCGGAGGGGUAGGUGCGAUGAAACACCCUCUUCCCAUCCAGGAGGAACAGCAAUUGUUGUUUGCGCUUCAAAGAAAAAGUCCGGUACUGUGUGUCAUUUUGUCUGUGUGUGUGGACUGGCUAACAUCGUAUUAUUUCAUAAAUUUCAGACGGUACGAAGCAGAUCUUGAGGAUAAAAACAACACGAGCUUCACCACACGCUCCGUUAAUUCGGGUGUCACUUUCCCUAAGAAUUCUAAGGAAGACAGCAAAAGAACAGGCUCCUAUGAGCUUCAAUCUCGGCAAAUGAACGCGAGCCUGAGCCCGCAAUCCCGCACAAGUGGGGACUACGACUACCCAGACCCGCAACCCACGGGAACCCGAGAGAGCUUCCCUUACUACGACAACCCAGGGCUGCAGAGGGAUCAUGCGCAGUAAAGGUACAGUUAAUUAAACUGAAAUCGUAGGCACAUCGGAUUCCUCUCUUUUUUGGCUUAUUAUUGCAAAGAUGAGUCGUUUGGGAGUAGUCCCUCCAGAAUUCUUGUCCCCUUCAAUAACUUCUUGUUUGUCUACUUCUCCUCAGAGAAACAAGAUUUCAUUUGGGUUCUUAUCAAGCAAGGAGAAUGCUACAGACCAUUCAUACCGUGGUCUUCCCUCACUUUCCAGGCAUGAAGCAAUCACACUAAUCAAACGUAAAGAUGUAACCAUAGCGCUCAAGAUCUUAACAGCUUCAUUGGAUAAUGCUAAGCAGUAUUUGCGUCGUAUAAUUUUAAUUUUGGCACGUGUCAAAUCACGUUUCUUUAUUACUCCCGCUGGCAAAGUUCCGGAUCAAAAUAUAUUCCUGAGAAAGGCCUAGGAGCACUGAUUUCUUAAGAAAAAGACUGCGUUACUGGGUGACGCAACUUUUGCGCCGAUUGGUGCUUAGGAAAAUCUGAUAGCACUUAAUAACUUAGUUUAUUACAACGUUCAAAGAUAGAAAGCUGAUGGUUUUCAUUUACUCUAAAUUGGUGUUUUUUUUUCACUACAGUCUACACCAAUACUUCUUCAAUGUAUGCUU
Messenger RNA from Pocillopora meandrina, 21564 nucleotides. The record is from the annotation of a GenBank genome assembly. Lineage: Eukaryota; Metazoa; Cnidaria; Anthozoa; Scleractinia; Pocilloporidae.